AUGUCAUCUUCGAGACGUAGAGGUCAUGAGUCUGAUCAAGUUGAUGAAUCAUUGGAAAUUGAUAUAGAUGAACCAUACACUAUAUUAGAGAAUUUGAAUUUGGAAGAAGUUAAAGAAUUGCAUGGAGAUAUUCUGAAAUAUUUGAGCCUUGAAAAAAACCCAAAUCAUCUUGAAUUCUGGAGGGCAAUGAUCGUUGUUUGUGACGAUAAAUUAUCUGAACUUCAUGAUGAUGAAAAAAAUCAUGCAGGGAAUGUAAUUGCACCAGUAAAAGACGAAAUAAACAAGAUUUUUGAAGAUAAAACAUAUGAACAACUUCAAAAACUUCAAUUAGGAAUUCAACAAAAAUUAUCAGGAAAAGAAGCGGUGGAUAUUGAGUAUUGGGAACAGCAAUUGAAGUUAUUGACCGUCUGGAAAGCAAAGGCAAAAUUAAAAGCAAUGCAUGAAAUAGUAUUACAAAAAAGACUUGAACAACUUCGUAAAAAGCAAAGAGAAGAAGCUGUCAAAGUGCAGGAGGAAUUGGAAACUGCGCUUGCAACUCAUUCCCAGCAUGUACAAGACGCAAUGUCUGUUAAUGAUAGCAUUGACGAUGAAGAUGAAUAUGAACAUUUGAAUCUUGAAGAUAUUGUGAUUGAAGAAUAUGAUCGAUCAAUGAGUCCUGAGCCAUUCCAGAGAUUAUCUAGAGAAGAUAAACAAUUAGACAUUCUUGAGUCUGGGAAGGAUUUGAAAGAAUUGAAAGAAAAACGUAAACGUGUGCUUGAAAAUCAAUUUAUACCAAUGAGAGUACAACCUAAGAAACCAACUCUUGAAGAAGAAGAAGAAUCUUUUGUUUCGAAAAUGUUAUAUGAACGAGAAGCAGCAAAAGAUUUGGAUGAAGAUGAAACUAUUUUUAAUAUUGAAGAAGAAUUAGCUAAAACUACAUAUUUAUGGCAAGAUAAGUAUCGACCACGUAAGCCUCGUUAUUUCAAUCGUGUACAUACAGGGUAUGAGUGGAAUAAAUAUAACCAAACACAUUAUGACAGUGACAAUCCGCCUCCAAAAGUUGUGCAAGGAUAUAAAUUCAACAUAUUUUAUCCUGAUCUAAUUAAUAAAACUAAAGCUCCAACCUAUAAAAUUGAAAGGGAGCCUGGUAAUACUGAUACAGUACUAAUAAGAUUCAUUGCUGGACCGCCAUACGAGGAUAUUGCAUUUCGUAUUGUUAAUCGCGAAUGGGAAUAUUCUCACAAAAAAGGAUUCAAAUCAAGUUUUGAUCGUGGAGUUUUGCAACUACAUUUUCACUUCAAACGUCAUUAUUAUAGACGUUAA
Molecule: messenger RNA, 1302 nt
Organism: Entrophospora sp. SA101
Lineage: Eukaryota; Fungi; Glomeromycota; Glomeromycetes; Entrophosporales; Entrophosporaceae
Source: the annotation of a GenBank genome assembly